This is a messenger RNA of Drosophila nasuta, 675 nucleotides long. Its product is annotated as glutathione S-transferase 1-1-like. Bases 10 to 648 code for a protein of 212 amino acids. The record is from RefSeq and is a predicted model, not a curated record. The transcript has a single exon. Lineage: Eukaryota; Metazoa; Arthropoda; Insecta; Diptera; Drosophilidae. Gene Ontology annotation, biological process: glutathione metabolic process.
ACCAUUACAAUGGAUCUUUAUUAUUCGCCUUACUCCGCGUCGACUGGUGCCCUCCUUUUAGUUGGCAAGGUCCUUGGUCUGGAAUUUAAAAAAAUUGAGGUCAACGUUCACGCGAACGAGCAUUUAAAGCCCGAGUUUGUGAAGAUCAAUCCUCAGCACACCAUUCCUACUAUCGUCGACAACGGAUACGUUCUGUGGGAAUCUCGUGCCAUUAUUACCUAUCUAAUUGAUAAAUAUGGAAGGAAUGAUUCGCUUUACCCCAAGGAUGCUAGGAAACGUGGUGUUGUGAAUCAACGACUCUACUUUGAUUUGGCAACGCUUUACCCGGCUCUCGCCGAUUAUUAUCACGUACAAUUCCGAAAGCAGCCUUUUAAUCCUGAGCUAUACAAGAAGGUGGAAGAGGCUCUAAAUUUUCUUGAAAGUUUCUUGGAUGGCAAACAGUAUCUAGCUGGUGAUUCUCUCACCGUUGCUGACAUUUCCAUCUUCUCCACUAUUGCUUCAUUCCAAGCAAUUGGUCUGGACAUUACCAAAUACAACAAUAUUGAGAAGUGGUACAAGAAUGGCAGUAAGGUGGCUCCCGGAUGGGAUGAAAUCGAAAACAGUGCAUCCGCUGUGAAGGCUAUACUAAAGGUUGUACAGCAGAGUUAAUUGUAACAUUCAAGAAAUAAAAAUGUC